AGAUUCGGAUUCUUCAGAGGAGCUGAUGACUUCCAAAUCAAGGACUAAAUCAGAAAUCGAAGACGACUUAAAGCGAUUAAGAGAAUGGUUAAGCAAACAACCGCAUUUGCCAAAGAAUAUAGAUAAUGAAAUACUAUCAGCUUAUGUACAUGGAACUAAGAGCCUGGAGAUAGCAAAACAAAAGUUGGAUGCCUACUAUUCAUCCAAGUCCAAAGCGCCACAUCUCUUCAGCUUUCCGGCAAGAGAUACGGAAGAUGAUUCUUUUAAGAAGGGAUGUGAAGCAUUGAAGAUCUUCUUUCUGCCAGAGAUGACCUCGGAGAGAUACCUUGUCCUGUUCGUCACCUUCGAUCUGGACUUUUCAAAGUUUGACCAUGUCCAAUAUCUGGUGAGGAUGAUGAUGAUGGUGGAGUUGGCUAUGUUACGGUGGCCUGACGCUGAGGGAGUUGUAUUAGCCACAGACCUCAGCGGGAUGGAUGUUUCUAUCUUGUCUAAAGUCAACAUCACCAUUAGCGGAUUCUUCAUUCAUUGGUUUCAGAAAACUAUUCCUAUGAAAUUGAAAAAAGCAGUGGCUGUGAAUGCACCAAAAUUCUUCGAAACUAUGAUGAAUAGUUUUGUAAGACCAUUCCUAAGUAAGAAAAUAUUUGAAAGGAUAAUAAUUACAUCAGAAGGAGUUACAGUAUUAAACAAAUAUAUUCAUGAGCCGCUUCUGCCGAUUGAUUUUGGAGGCAAUGAAAAAUCAUCGAGUGAUUUGAAUAAAUAUUGGAUCGAAGAACUGAAAAACAAUAAAGACUGGUUCUUGAAGACUAGUCAACAAUUUGUGGAUGAGACCAAACGGCCCGCUGACAAAUUAAAUACCUAUGGCGUCGAUGGGACAUUCAGAUCCCUCAUGGUAGAUUAA
Molecule: messenger RNA, 898 nt
Organism: Nezara viridula (southern green stink bug)
Lineage: Eukaryota; Metazoa; Arthropoda; Insecta; Hemiptera; Pentatomidae
Source: the annotation of a GenBank genome assembly